Prunus dulcis (almond) is the source of this 2485-nucleotide messenger RNA. RefSeq lists its product as uncharacterized. Gene Ontology annotation, biological process: transcription by RNA polymerase I. NCBI's taxonomy places the organism in Eukaryota, Viridiplantae, Streptophyta, Magnoliopsida, Rosales, Rosaceae. Gene Ontology annotation, molecular function: RNA polymerase I core promoter sequence-specific DNA binding. Gene Ontology annotation, cellular component: fibrillar center. Bases 49 to 2265 code for a protein of 738 amino acids. The record is from RefSeq and is a predicted model, not a curated record. The transcript is spliced from 2 exons.
CUUUUCCAGUUGCUUGCGUUUUCUAAUCAAGUCGCCGAGCUUCGCGCCAUGGGGUCGUCUCAGAUCUCCACAGGAGAAUGGAAAUCUCUCUUCCCAAUUUCCUCAGUCUUCAAGCCUCCCCUCCUCCUUUCAAACCCUUCUCUAAAACCCAUCCUGGGUCCUCUGAUCUUCAACCCUAAACCCAACUCCACAACCCUCCUUUUCUCUUCUUCCUCUUCUCUCCUUGCCCCUCUCCCUCCUUUACCUCAUCUCUCUCUACCUCGUUUUCUCCUCACUUCCCCCCCUGACUCUGCCCCUCUUCCCUCCUCCGUUCCCUCCGUAGCCUCCUUCUUGGGCCCGCACCACCCCAAAAGCGACGUAUCCUCGUCUCUCCUCUACAACCGUCUUCAAUUCCUACAGUGCCCGCAGAUUAACACCGUCGUUGUAUUCUUCCCCACCGGUGAAAACUCUGACCAAGUUGGGUUCUUGCAGUUGGUGUUAAAAGGUUCGACCUUUGAUGUCAAAGUGGAUGAAAACGGAGGGGUUUUCGCUUCCAGGCGGUGGUUUAGUUAUCGGAUUUCGAGGAUUUCAGUGAACCCGAUUCUGGGGUUUUCGAGUUUAAGAGUUGUUUGUGAUGUGCGCAAGCCAUUGAUGCCAGUGUUGCAAUGGGCUCAUGGCCUUGAUAAACCAAGUUAUGUUGAUGUUUUAAGACUGUCAGAGUUGAGGUCACAGUCGAGGGAUGACAAAUUUAAUUGGGCUUCUGACUCGGGUUUUUGCAUUAUAGUGGGGUCGUUUUGGAAUUGUGAGUUUAGUAUCUUUUGCUAUGGACCUUCCCUGCCAGCUCCGAUAGGAUCAGUAGCGUCGAAAAUAGCAGAACUUCGGAAAUCCUUCUAUGCAUGGGAGCUCCCUUCAGAUCUUUUAUUGUCAGGACAUGAGUGCCAUUGCGGAAGCUGUCUUGUAAAAGAAGAGUUUUCAAAAGACGCUCUUCCUGAAUGGAUUGAUUGGCAGCAGAAGAAAGAAAUUGUUUUGGGCUUCGGCAUUGUAAACAAAGAUCUGUCUGCUCUGCUUUCUGAACCAGAUGAAUUUGGUGGUUUUACAUUGAUAAGGCUUAUGUCCUCAGGGAAGCUUGAAUUACAGAGAUAUUGUGCAUCGUUUGAUUCUGUACAAAAAGUAGAAGAAUCACACGGAGAACAUUUGCUUUUUAAGGAUUAUUUGCUGUACUCCCCAGUUGAUGAGGAAUACAAAUUUCCUAGGACAUUUAAGUACCUUAAACUUGACUACCUCUGUGGUUAUCUGAAUGGUAAUCUUGAUGAAGUCUUAGAUGACAAAAUAAAAAUUCCCUAUAAUGAUCAAGGGAAGGAGCUUUUUAGCUCAGAGUUUCAUGAAACUUUAUGCAAAAAGUUAGAUGCUUGUGGUUUUGGUAAGUUUAGAUCAUCUCCUGCAGUUACAAGUGUUUUAAAUGACAUUAGCUUGCCCGCAAGCAUACACGAGGUUGUUUUGAAGAGAUUGUGGUCAGACUUGCCCAUUGAGCUUCUGCAACUGGCCUUUUCUAACAACUCUGAAAUCCUUGAAGUGCUUGUGGACAAAAAUAGGGUGGCUUUGGAAUUCUCUGUAGUACCAGACCUAUCUCAGUUGCCUCCUUUCAUUUUAAGGAAGUCUUCAUGCCGCAGCAAUAAGUGGUCACAGAAAGUGCAACCUGGUGAUGCCCUUGUGGGUCCAGUUCUUCCUCUUCCUGUUUUGCUUGCACUUCAUGAAUAUCGCAAUGGAUGUCCGAAUUCAGAUGAAAAAUCAGGUAGAUUUUCAGUAGAGGCAGAAAUCAAUCGCAGCUGUGAUGAGGUCAUGCAGGUCACCGGUGAACUGGCUGUUUCUAUUUCUGAGGCUGAGAUUGUCAAUAAUCCAGUGACGUCCCUUGCUAAUGAUGGAGACGAGACAUGGAGAAGCUCUCAAAAGUCAAAACCUUUCUUUUCAUAUCAGCCAGUUGCGGCUAAAGGAUCUCAACUGGAUCAUACACAGGGCAAAUCUGUUUAUAAGGAUGACAGGUUUGACACCUUAAUUUCUAAAGUGUCUGAUAAGAAGCAUGUAUCCAACGGCAAUCAGGAUAAUGUCGGACUAGAACUAUUUGAUGAUCUUUGCCCUGUAGAGUUGAGAUUUGAUGCUUCUUCCCUGAAGUUUGAACAGAAGGAAUUGGAGGCGUAUUCUAAAUUGAAGGGGGAAUUCUUAAAAUGGCAAAAGAGCUUUGACUUGUAUCAAGAAUUCUGCUCUCGGAUUGAAUCAAAAAGCUCAUAAAUGUUUCUUUAAUUCUUUUUUCCAUGUUCCUGCAAAUUUUUCACCACCGAGUUAAAACCCUCUCUUCUGUACUUGUUUUCCCUGUAAUUAAUUUUGAUUUAUUUAGAUUAUAGAUGAAUAGGAAAAGUUCCUGUGUAUACAACAGGAUCAUAAUGUAAACAGCCACAGCUACCCAGACAAAUCGUUUUAUACAGUAAGGCACAAAAUGUUUGGUAUUUCA